Molecule: messenger RNA, 6440 nt
Organism: Frankliniella occidentalis (western flower thrips)
Lineage: Eukaryota; Metazoa; Arthropoda; Insecta; Thysanoptera; Thripidae
Gene: SCAP
Product: sterol regulatory element-binding protein cleavage-activating protein
Exons: 22
Coding region: 207-4208 (1333 amino acids)
Biological process (GO): SREBP signaling pathway
Cellular component (GO): endoplasmic reticulum membrane; Golgi membrane
Molecular function (GO): protein binding; sterol binding
Source: RefSeq, a predicted model, not a curated record
AAACAAACGCCAUAUUGCAUCAACUAUGAUUUCUCGAGUGUGUGCUUCGACGAUGAUAGAACUUAAACGCACAAUUGGAAAUAAUUGUGUAUGAUACGCUUUCUUUCAGAGGAUUUGCGCUUUCGGUGUCUCAGAGUUUAUCGUCAGCAUCAUUUUUCGAUCAGUAGAUAUAUCAUGGAGGCAGGUUAAAUUAUAAGAUUCUUGGGAUGGCACCAGCACGAGUCAGGGAAGGGCCAUCAUCCAAGUCCCUCCCUGAGAGGGUUGGACAACUUUAUUAUGCGUAUGGACUGUUCUGUGCCUCUCAUCCGGUGGCUUUUCUUUUGUUUGCAAGUGCAAUUGUCACAUUAUGUUGCUAUCCUCUUGUGAACCUCCCCUUGCCCGGGAAUGUACCUCAGCCGUAUGCUUCAUACACUUCUAACCAGAGUGGAUAUGAAGGAGGUCCUACUCCUGUAUGGUAUUCAGGAGCUCCUGUUUGUUACAUUCAGCAGAUUGUGAUAAAAACAGCUGUUUCACCAUGGAAUGACAAAUUAGUUUUGACUGAUGCAUUCCGUGGUCCACUUUCCGAAGUCUUUGCACUACUGGAGACUAUAAGAAAUUAUGAGGAUGUUAACAGUUCUCGCUCUUUGAGUCAUAUCUGUCUUCAUGUAGAGGCAGUAAAAUCCAGAUACACCUCAGAGAGCAUACACAUACUUCCAGAGUACAAUUGUCUUGUCCUAUCACCAGCCAACCUGUGGCAUCAGAGUUACCAAGAAUUUCAAGAGGACUCUAGUCUUUUGGGAACCAUUUUUAACUAUGUUAAUCUUCAGAGGAGCAAAAUAAGUCUUGCCGAGAUUUCGUUUGGUCUUAACCUGAAAGAUACUGGAAUAAAACGCUACCCCAUGCGCACAAGGCAGAGGACUCUUCAAUAUGCUAUUACCCUCCUGCUCCAAGAGAAUGAUAAAUUGUAUAUCAAUGGCUUGAGGAAACGCCUGACUACCAUGUUUCCCUUACAUCAGGACAGCAUUGUUGAGGAUGACGAUGGUCCUGAACUACACAUAUACUACCCAGGAGAAUUUAACUGGAAACAGUUAAUUCCACUAAUGUCACUGUAUUUUAUGUUUUUUCUAUGGGUUUACUUUUCAGUGCGGAAAGUCGAUACCAUUAGAUCAAAGAUUGGUUUUUCCAUUUGUACUGUCAUAACUAUAUUGGCCUCUCUUCUAAUGUCAAUUGGUGUCUGUUCCUUUUUCGGUCACAUGCUGACCAUUAAUUCCCGGGAAGUGUACCCAUACCUUGCAAUGGUGGUAGGAGUGGAAAAUAUAUUUGUCUUAUCAAAAGCAAUGUUACACACACCUAGAGACCUGGAUCUGAAAAUUCGUGUUGCCCAGGGUUUGAGUAAGGAGGGCUGGAGUAUUACGUACAACUUGCUGACAGAGGUUACAAUUCUGACUUUUGGCCUCUUUACAUUUGUACCAGCAAUCCAACGUUUUUGCAUUUUUGCAGUUGUUGGUUUGCUUUGUGAUUUCUUUAUGCAAUUAGCUUUCUUUACCUCUUUAUUGACUGUAGUCAGUACUACUCUUGGAUCAGGGAAGUACAGACACAGUGUUAUGCAAACUCCAUCGACUGGCUCGUCCUUUGGGUCAAUACUUCGAUCAAAGUCACAUCCCAGGCUGAAUGGGAUAAUAUCACAAUCUACCGAUAGAUUUCCUACAAUCGUGGUUGCCCCUGUACACUACGCUGGGCAAGUUCUCAACAAGCUCCCUAAACGCAUCCAAAUAGUGCAUUUCUGGGCAAACACUCGAUUUGUUCAAAGAAGCUUCAUGGUUUUCAUGGUCUCGUGGAUAGCUUUUAUUGCAUACAAUUCAGAUGUGUUGGAAAGCUUUUUUCAACUUGAUGCUACGGAUCGCGAAUGGGAGAAAGCUGCUGGAUCUUCAAGCUGGCAAUAUGAGCAGAACCCACAGCAGUAUCUUGCAACCAGUGCACCUGUUAUUGAUAAGCAAAAUAUCUCAUCAUUUGCUCAUGGAUUUGGAGAAGAAGAUAUGAACAGACUUAAGCCUAAUCGUUAUGACCCAUGGGAUCGUCUUUCACCUUACCACUGGCCCACUAUUUUAUCACUUUAUAAUGUGUCUGUUAGUGGACGCUAUUUGUCGGUUUUACCAGCAAUCCGCCUGUCAUAUGUGAUAUCACCUGAAGUGGCUGUGGAUUUGCGCAAUCCUAAUGAAAGACCUGUGCAACAUUUUCAUUGGCAAACACUUGCAGCUGCUCUGGAUCCUCUUGAUUUUUCAGAUGGGGAUCAGAGAUCAUCUGGCAGCAGUCUAGAUUCGAUACGCGGCCGAAAAAUUACUGAACUUCCUUUGUUGCCAUCUUCUCCCAUGGAGCUUUUUUUCUUGUGCCUACUCUGUGUUGUGAGCGUUGGUGUCCUGGCAUACUGCAUGGUACUUCUUUAUCGGUGUGUCUGUUCACGAAAUUAUGCUGAAUGGAGGUCGGGCUGGGUAAAUGACCCUGAAAGUACUGGUUCAACAGACGCUCAUACAGAGGUUGUCCUUGAAGCGAUCCCUCUUGUUCUAGAGGGUCAUCCUCAGGAAGUUGAGUGCAUAGCCUCAGAUGGAAGCAUUGUUGUCAGUACAUGUUUGGCUGGACAAAUAUAUGCCUGGGAUUCUGUUAGCGGAGAAACUUUAGCUUCUGUUGAUCGUAAACGUUACUUUGCAAUGAGAGAUCAGCACAAUGGAGAUUUAGAAGAAUCACUUCUGUCUGACCAAGAGGCAGAUUUAGCAUCUCAAGAGAAUAAUUUUGCAAAUCCAAUGCACCAGGCUUUACAUCAAAGAAAUACCUCAGGAAAAGAUAGGAGGGGUUCUUACAGUAAUGGCAUCAUCCGGACUUCAAAUCGUUCUGGAGAUUGGUCUUUUCCAGACUUGCGCUCAUCCAUCAACACCAAUUUUUCUUCCCUUACAAGCUCUUCACACUCUCCAUCUCUAGAAGACAGUAGAUCCGGAUAUGACUUUAGCAGCAAGUAUAGAGAACUUUUUCAGUUUCACAGAAGGUCAUGUGAUUUAAGUGGAUCAACCUUAGACAGUGAAGAAACUCAUGAGGACUGCAGCUGUGGAAGUUUAGGUUCUUCCCCUCCAAAAUCUCUAAAAUCUCCACAGUUUUACUUAGAUGAAUUUACUACCAGGAAAUCUUCAUUUGAAAGUCAAAAUAAAAGUGGCAGAUGUGAUGGAGCCAAUGCCAAUGUGCCUCCAAUUUGGUGUAUUGAUUGUCGAGAAAACAUUGUGGUUCUUGGUUGUGCAAAUGGAAGAUUAGAAUUUUGGGAGGGAGCUUCUGGACGAUUUAAGUGUCUCUACGAAGACCCCAACUUGAGUGGAGUGACUGCUGUAAAGUUGGUUGGGAACAGAGUUGUAGCGGCUCGCCUCUCUGGAUUUUUGGACUUUUUAGUUCUUGAAAGUUACAGCAAAGGAAGGCCAAUUGAUUGGGGCUUUACAGCAUAUCGCCGAACUCAUGUUAGAUCUGGCAGUGCUGGGUCCUUAGACUGGGAUGCAAUGGUUUCAAGGGGUGAAGAAGAGGACAUCAGAUGUGUACGCUUACAUUCUACCAGAGCACAUCAACAGCCCAUCACAGUCUUGCAGACUGAGGGAGGACGAGUGCUUACAGGAAGUCAAGAUCACACUUUAAAAGUCUUUCGUUUAGAGGAUUACCUUCCUCUUUACACUCUUCAUGGCCAUUGUGGUCCAAUAACUUGCCUUUUCAUUGACUGCAUUAGUCCUAUGACUGCCGGGUCUGGUAGUCAAGAUGGUCUGUUAUGUGUCUGGGACUUACUGACAGGCGCCUGCAUGUAUAGUAUUCAAGCCCAUGAUGGUGCCAUUCUGGCUUUGACUUACUCUGCCAGUUAUGUGAUCAGUUUGGGUGCUGAUGAUCGCCUGUGUGUGUGGGAACGCUUUCAGGGCCAUCUUCUUAACACCAUCUGGAUGGUGGGUCUGCCACAUGUAGGAAAAGCCCAAGCAUAUUGCUCAAGUAUUGCUAUGCUGACACACAGUCUCCUCGUUACUAGUAAACAAGGCUCAUUAAUUGUGUGGGACGUUAGAGCAGGUGACCCAGUGCGCUUGGUCCGCCUGGGCCAUGCAGACUCUUGUGUGUUCGUGAAACAACUUUUAUUGUUACGAGACAGUGUAGUGUGUGACUAUGCUAACCAACUUAGGAUAGUUCGUUUUCCAUUGGCUACUGAUAAAACUGAGUGAACCAGCAAAAGUCAGAAAAAUAACCAUCACAAAAUGAAGAUGACCCUCAUAGCUCUCUAUCAAGAAUGGGUCUCAAGUCAGUGUGGCUUAAGCUCAAACAUACUGCUCUUGAGCUUAACAUCCUUAGGAACAACUGGCCUUCAUUCUUCAUUGCCUUCAUGUGUCUUCUUCAAAAUAACCAUUUAUCCGUAAGUUAUGUAAAUUGGACCUAAGAAAGUGAUUAGCCUUAAAUGACAAACAGUACUUCUCACCUUGGUCUUUCCUCGGUGCCAAAUUCUUUCUAGUUGGAUAAAAUGGCUGCCUAAGACUUCGAUUUCCCCACUUUUUAAUGCCUUUUUAAUACCUAUACCAAUUCAUAACUAAGUUACAUGGAGUCAGUAAAUAGAAAAAUAAUGAACUGGUUAUAAUAAUAGAUAUUGUAUUACGUAAAAAUUAGAUGUCUGAAGCAGAGAGUAACUAUUAAGACUUUGUUAUUUUCAUCUCUGUUGUUUGUCAUUUCUGUUUUUAUUUAAUCGUUUAGUGCUAAGCUUUUUAAGCUGAUGAUGAGACUGAUUUUGAAACAAACCCAUGGUAUGGUUAAUUUAUCAUCCAUUAGGGCUUGUUUUUUGUUGUUGUUUUCAAUGUAGUAUAAUUUUUCUGAUACUAUGAAAUUUUGACGUGGUAAAUACCUUUUAUGAAUAUUGUGCAUCAUUAUUAUGGACACAUUUCAAUAUUUUAGAUCUUUUUUUGUACUAUCAAACAAUUGCCCAAAACUAAGGGGUCAUCUUGGGCAGUUUGAGUUUACUAUGGUUCAUCUUUUACUUUACUUUGCAAAAAAAAAAUUGUAUGCUUUGUUAUUUUUCCCCCCAAAGAGUGUUAGGAUGUUAGAAUAAAAUAACUGUAUUCCUUGAUCAACUUACAGUAAAUAUACCAUUGUUCUGUUCUGUGGUUCUGUGGUUCUGUGGCAUACUAGCCCGUUCUGCAGAGACAUAGAAUCUUUUUGUCUGCAUAUGACAGUUGGGACCAGCCAAUUACAAGUACGUUCCAGGGCCUAAAAGGUUUUUUUGUCACCAAAUUUUUAAAAGAGAAUUUGCUUGAUGUAAAGGUGUACCUUGAUUUUGGACUGAUGUUCAGUCAAGCUAAAACUGGACUUAAUUCCUGGACAUAUUUUUUGGGAGUCAUUCCAAUGACUUUUAAUAAUAAAAAAUGUUCUAUUUUGGUAUGAAAAAUUAUGGUACAGAAUGUGACUACCUCUCAAACCUCUAUCAGUAUUGAUAGCUACAAAAUAUGUGGGGUUUAGACUUGUUUAAUAAUUUAAAUUGGCUGCAUUUGGCUCAUGCUCUCAAAAUUUACUUUUUUGUAUUUUGUUUCUUCUUUGUAUUUUGAAAAGGGCUGUAGCUAAUGUUUGCAGUGAUGGCUGUGGUUGUUGUAUAUCCUAUCUAUCUGCUUUGUUGCCAUCUGCCACAAAUUUUAACCUUUGACAAAAAGGUGACAUGCAUUAGUUAGUAAUUUUAUUUAUUGAUUUCUUCCUGGAGAUUCCUCUCUUGGAACUUGUAGUAGAAUUAUAGAUUCAAAACAAUUGAUGUGUUUAUGUUCCAAAACUAGAGUGCUUGCCAAUGCAGCUUAAACAACUAAGCUUUAAUCCUAGUCAAACCAUAUUGUUUGUUUGAUUGUGAAGAUUGUUGUGGUUAUUUUCGAUAGAGAGAGUUUCAUCAACACUUUGCUAGUAUUGAAUAAAUGUUAAUGAAUUUCAAUGGUGUUGACUAUAUUUUUUUAAAUGCAUACAGCAGUCAUUGUUUCUGAUUGAUAGAUAGAUAGAACACAUGCUAUUUUAAUUGAUGGAAUCUUUUCAUCAGCUGUAUCACAUUUCUUCCACAUAGGUUUUUGAGUACUUGUUCCUUCCCUCUUCCACGUGAAUUGAAUGAAUUAUUUUACUUCCCUCUGUCUUAAAUAAUAAGAGAAACUCCUGAUUUAAAAAAAAAUACUUUGUACCUCUUUACCACUUUAUUUUGUAGUUCUGUUUUAUAUGUGAAGUAAACAGCAGCAUUUGUUGCCUUCUUGAGCAGACUAACUAUAGUUCUCUUCUAUGAUAGUAAUAGAGGUCACUGCUUUGUCAUAUGUCUAAUUCUCUGCAGUAUAUUUGCUUGUGCAAAAAAAGUUGUUAAGUUUUGUGUGUUAUUGUUAGAUGUUGAACAUCAGAAUGGACCAAGAUUAAUUAUCUAAUAAAAAUGCUCAUCUAUUUUUAUCUGUUAA